Molecule: messenger RNA, 1572 nt
Organism: Penicillium cataractarum
Lineage: Eukaryota; Fungi; Ascomycota; Eurotiomycetes; Eurotiales; Aspergillaceae
Product: MFS transporter
Exons: 1
Coding region: 1-1572 (523 amino acids)
Biological process (GO): transmembrane transport; carbohydrate transport
Cellular component (GO): membrane
Molecular function (GO): carbohydrate:proton symporter activity
Source: RefSeq, a predicted model, not a curated record
AUGCUUCACAAAGUUGUUGUCAAUGCCUACAACUUUUGGGUGGUAGUCUUCGUUGCCAUCGGCACAAUCGCAAGUGCUUACGGGUUGGCUAUCAUUGGAUCGACUGUCGGGCAGCCCAAUUUCUAUACAUAUUUCAAUCUGCCCGUGCAAGGCGAGCCGGGAUAUGCACACACCACCAAUAUGAUAGGUGCCCUCAAUGGCAUCAACUCGGCCGGUGCGGUCGUUGGGUGUUUGGCACAGGCGUGGACAGCAGACUAUUUCGGUCGCAAGCGAACCAUGCAAGGUGGGUGUGUCAUUUUGAUUAUAGGUGGUGCAAUUUGUGCGGGUGCAGUCAACAUGGGAAUGUUUCUUGCUGGUCGUUUUAUCGCUGGUGUGGGUGCGGCUAUCCUGGCAUGCAUUGUGCCCAUCUACCAGGCUGAGGUUUCCACUGCCGAGACACGAGGUGCGAUGGUUUGCGUUACUGGAAUCAUGUAUGCGGUAGGAUAUAGCUUGGCCGGAUGGCUUGGCUUUGCAUGUUUCUAUAUGAAAGCAAGCAGCCCCCACUCGGCGUUUGCCUGGAGAUUUCCCCUCGCGUUCCAGGUCACCUUUCCCCUUAUUGUUCUCGCUGGGAGUUCAUUGAUACCCUUCUCUCCCCGAUGGUUACUUCAAAAAGGACGGCGAGACGAGGCCUUUGAGAUUGUUAAACGCCUACAUAAAACCCCUGACGACCCCAAUGAUGCCCGUGCUAAACAAGAGUUUCUUUUGAUCGAGAAGCAGUUUGAGCAUGACCGGGCCAUGAAUACCAGGUCCUUCGAAAUAUUUCGGACGGCUGCAAACCGCCGGCGGGCAUUUACGGCCUUCCUUCUCAUGGCCGGGGAUCAAUUCCUUGGAAUCUACGUUAUUGCCAAUUACGGUGUCCUCAUCUACAGCUAUCUCGGCUUCUCUGGUGCAAUUCCGCUUCUUCUCAACGCGUGUUGGACGACUUUCACUCUCAUCGGCAAUACUUGGACUGCUUUCUACUUAGACCGUGUUGGCCGACGAACAUGCCUACUAAUCGGCUCGAUCGGCUGCACUGUCUCUGCCAUAUUUCUCUGUGCACUGUCCGCGGAAUACCUGGGAACCGACAACAUGCCAGGCCUCCGAGCAGCGGUGUUUUUUACGUUCUUUUACAUAUUUUGGUGGUGCUUUUUCAUGGAUGCGACCCAGUAUGUCUAUGUCGCAGAAAUAUUUCCCAAUCAUUUGCGGUCUCAGGGAGUGGCAAUCGGCCUCAGUACCUUCUACCUCACUUCUGAAGUCACACUCGUUGCAGCGCCAGUGGCUCUGAACACGAUUGAAUGGAAAUUCUACCUGGUGUUGAUCGUCCCGUCUAUCUUCUACACCGGGGCCAUUUACUUCCUCUUCCCAGAAACGAAGGGUCGCACCUUGGAGGAAAUUGGUGCUUUAUUCGGCGAUGCAGAAAACGUUGUCUCCCAUUGGUAUGAUGCGACCGAAGAAGAGCGUGAGAAGAUUGCCCGAGAGGCACUGGGUGACGCUGAGGAGACCAGCAAUAGCGAGGGACCCAAGCCCGUUGUGGUUCAUGUGGAGUCAAGCUAA